This is a messenger RNA of Lodderomyces orthopsilosis Co 90-125, 2346 nucleotides long. RefSeq names its product histone demethylase. Lineage: Eukaryota; Fungi; Ascomycota; Pichiomycetes; Serinales; Debaryomycetaceae. The record is from RefSeq and is a predicted model, not a curated record. Gene Ontology annotation, biological process: chromatin remodeling. Gene Ontology annotation, molecular function: histone demethylase activity; DNA binding. Gene Ontology annotation, cellular component: nucleus. The coding region runs from base 1 to 2346 and encodes 781 amino acids. The transcript has a single exon.
AUGACGAAAUUUGACAAAAACCUAUUGACUCCGUGUCCAACUCUACGCCCCUCUGAGGCUGAAUUUAUGGAUCCUGUUGGAUAUUUAUCUAGCGGUCCUAUAUCGGAAUUGGGUAAAAAAUAUGGUAUUGUCAAAAUUAUUCCGCCAGAGAGCUGGAAACCUGGUUUUCAAAUUUCACCUUCUUUCAAGUUUCACGUGAGACAACAAGUCAUUAGUGAUUUGGGAAUCACUACUAGAUCAAGGAAGUUCUUUAGAGAAAGCAUUAACAGAUUUUUGAACAUGAGAAGAAAGCGGUUAUUGAAGCUAAGUUUCACGGUUGAUGGUCACAAAGUGUAUUAUUACGAUUUAUACGUACUCGUGGAGAAAUUGGGAGGUUUUCAAGUGAUGGACAAGUCAAAGUGGCUUGAGGUGAAUAAGAUCUUUGGUGUUGACCCCAAAUCACGAGUGAUUGAAAUGGAGUACAAUGCUUCCAUCAAGUACUAUGCAAAUUUUUUGAAAUGCAACUCAUCAACUGACUUUCCCGAGAGUGAUUCAGAUAGUGAGUCUGAAAGCUGCUUAAUAUGUGGAGAUAACGAGAACCCACAAGAGACCUUACUUUGUGACAAUUGCGACCAUGCUUUCCAUAUGAAAUGUUUAAAUCCGCCUUUGAGUCAAAUUCCAGCAACGAAUUGGUACUGUGACAAGUGCCUCAUUGGCACAGGAGACUAUGGGUUUGAGGAACACCCGGAGAUCAAGUACAGUAUACCCGAGUUUUACAAAAUGUGUCAGGAGUUUGACCACCAGUUUGCCCAGGAUUACUAUGAUGGUAAGAAGCCUACUUUGGAUGAACUAGAGGAGAAAUUUUGGUCUUUUGUGGAUAUUGAAAAGUCGGAUUUGGAAGUGUUAUAUGGAGCUGAUAUACAUAAUUUAAAACCGGGUGAAAUAAGCGGUUUUCCUAUGGUCAACACUCCAGGACUCGACAUAGCAAAUGCAGAAAACCGGUUUUAUAUUAACCAUCCCUACAACCUCACGAAAUUGCCGUUUGCCAAAGGGUCAUUACUAAACUAUAUCAAUACGUCAAUUUCGGGUAUGACUGUGCCUUGGAUAUAUAUAGGUUCCCUUCUUUCAACAUUUUGUUGGCAUGUCGAAGAUCAUUAUACACUAUCCGCCAACUAUUGCCACUUUGGAGCAACUAAAAAGUGGUAUGGAAUUCCCUCAUCUCAUGCCGAUCGAUUUGAAAAGUUGAUGAGAAAGUCUGCCCCCGACUUGUUCAAAAAGCAACCUGACCUACUACAUCAAUUGGUUACACUAAUAAACCCAGUAGAAUUGGUACGAAACGGUAUACCUUGUGUUUAUGCUGAUCAAGGUCCAAGGGAAUUUGUAAUCACAUACCCCAAAGUUUAUCAUGCGGGGUUCAAUAGUGGAUUUAAUUUUAACGAAGCAGUCAACUUUGCCAUGGAUGAUUGGUUGGAGUUUGGAGAACGAUCAGUGUUCGAUUACAGACCCAUUAAGAAGGAAGAUGUUUUCAAUUACCAUGAACUUGUGGAAAACAUUUUAAAAGAUUUUAACCAUCACCCAAAGAGUGGAAAUUUAGACUUGGCAAGGAGAAGUGUAGAUGUGCUUGAGAGAUUUCUACAUCACCAAGAAAUUCUUUUGAGCAAUACCAAGCUCAAAAAUAUGGACAUGGAGCACAGACCAAAAGCCUACAAAAAGCGCCAGUUUGAUUUAGAGCAAAAAGGUGAGGUUGAGGAUGAGGAAGAGGACUUAUGCUCCAAUUGUAAAACGCAUUUGGGUUAUCAAUAUUGUGAGUUUCAUGAUGCGCCAGAUGGUAAUAUCAAAUCUAUUCGAGAUGAGAUCAAGCAAGAGAAUGUGGGAAAUGUGCAAAAUCACCAGCUCCCAACUCCUGAAAUUUCACCUCAGGAGAUUGUCGUUAAAGAAUCUUCAAGUGCAGAUGCAACCACUAUAUCUGAAUUUUCCAGCUCCAAGCAACUAGAAGCUUUGGGUAAAGCUUCUUGUGAAAUGGAUGAGUUUGACCAAUUGAUUUUACAAGCAAAAAAGAGAUCUUGUGAGCCAGAAGAGGAAUCAAAUUCCAAAAGACGUAAGUCGAAGAGAUUAAUGUCCUUAGAAGAGCAACAAUACCAAAAAAAAAAGGUAACGACGCAUGCCAAUGAAAAAAUGAAGGGAAUGAGAAGGACUAGUCAUAAGAAGAAAAAAGGCACUGGGGCCAGAAGAUUUUGUUUAAGAUGUACGUUAGACUUUGAUCAAAUUCCUAGUGUAACUAAAGUAAUAUAUCAGAGCUAUCCCCAACAAUUGAGACAAACAGUUGAUGAAGCAAAGGCGAAUUUGUGUUCACUACAAGUUGUAUAG